GGAGAAUGUGUGUGUGUGGGGGCAGGUCACGUGGUGCCGCCGGACGCAGGAGCGCCGGCGGGACCAUGUCGAGCGAUUUCUACCUUCGCUAUUACGUGGGACACAAGGGCAAGUUCGGACACGAGUUCCUGGAGUUUGAGUUCAGGCCGGACGGUAAACUUAGAUAUGCAAACAACAGCAAUUACAAAAAUGAUGUAAUGAUUCGGAAGGAGGCAUAUGUACAUAGAAGUGUCAUGGAAGAACUGAAACGAAUCAUAGAAGACAGCGAAAUCACAAAGGAAGAUGAUGCUUUGUGGCCCCCACCUGACCGUGUUGGACGACAGGAGCUGGAAAUUGUAAUAGGAGAUGAACACAUCUCAUUUACAACAUCUAAGAUUGGGUCUCUAAUUGACGUAAAUCAAUCCAAGGAUCCAGAGGGUCUGCGAGUUUUCUACUAUCUGGUCCAGGAUUUGAAAUGUCUAGUUUUCAGUCUUAUUGGGCUACACUUCAAGAUCAAGCCGAUCUAAGAGUUUGCUUUCCACACAAAGCUGAUGGAUUUGGCUAUGGACUGGAGUGAUAGAGACCCAAUGAAUUGAAGUGGACUAACUAUGUGCUACAGCAGCUAACUUUAUCUUACGUGGAUUUGGUAAUUUUUUUAUGUGAAUAUAUAAACAACCCCAUCUUGUUUACAAAGUAGUUGAUUUCUUUUUUUAAAUAAAUGAUAUUGAAAUGAA
Stegostoma tigrinum is the source of this 713-nucleotide messenger RNA. RefSeq names its product mago homolog, exon junction complex subunit (gene magoh). Bases 6 to 506 code for a protein of 166 amino acids. Gene Ontology annotation, cellular component: catalytic step 2 spliceosome; exon-exon junction complex; nucleus. NCBI's taxonomy places the organism in Eukaryota, Metazoa, Chordata, Chondrichthyes, Orectolobiformes, Stegostomatidae. Gene Ontology annotation, biological process: RNA splicing. The record is from RefSeq and is a predicted model, not a curated record. The transcript is spliced from 5 exons.